Messenger RNA from Canis lupus familiaris (dog), 7314 nucleotides. RefSeq names its product ciliary rootlet coiled-coil, rootletin family member 2 (gene CROCC2). The record is from RefSeq and is a predicted model, not a curated record. Lineage: Eukaryota; Metazoa; Chordata; Mammalia; Carnivora; Canidae.
GGCGCCGGCAGUGGGGUGGGCACAGCAGGGGCACACCCAGGAGGCCAGGGCCGAGGGCCACAGCCGGGUGCAGGGCCCUCCAGGGAGAGCUGAGAGGAAAUCAGAGGAGGGAGGCGACAGGAGGCCACUCAGGGGUAACUCGGCAGGAUCCUGGGCUGGGAGGGGGCUUGGGGGGCCCCGGGGGGUAGACCCUCCACAGGCAGGGGGAGUCUGACCACACGGUGAUGGAUUUCAGAAGUUUGAGAUUGGGGGACCAUGAUAGGAGAACCCGGUUUGCAGCCCCGGAGAGCCCCCGGGGGCAGACAUCUGUCUCCAGGACCCCAGGGAAGCAUCGGUGACCCUGUCACCCCAAGCCCUCUCACGCCCAGAUGCUCCACAGGCCCCGAGGGUCCUUGCCCUAGCCGGCACCACAAUUACACCCAGCAGAAGGGCCCUGCCCGGGCCGGGGUCUGGAGGGCGCCCCCGCCCUCCCCCAGCUCUGCCCGCCUCAUGGCGCACCGAAUCCCCAGGGCCUCCCAACACCGGUGUCCGGGAAUUGGGCCCCUGGGGCUUCCCGGCCGCUGCCAGGCCCUGCUCUGGCCCAGCCAGGAGGGAGGGCUGCCCUCGCCAUCCUCCCACAGCCCCUCCCUUGGGUCCUGCCCUGUCCUCUCGUGCCCUUGCUGCUGGGCAGGACGAAGGCCCCAGCACCCGGCCACGUCCUAAAGGGAGGUCCUAGGUCCCUGCAAGUUGCCAGUCCCCCCCAGCAGCCCCACCGGGAGAGUGGGGAGACUGUGCUGCGGGUGGUCCCGUGGAGCAGAGCAAGGGCACCGCCCCCCGGUGCCCCUGGACAGGCCCCCCGUGAACACCGGCCCGGCCCCCGCAGAGCUCCCAGGGUGUCAUCCCACUCUACAGGCACAGACCCCAGGCAGCGUCGGGCGACAGCCCUCGGGCAGUCCUCUCGGGGCCCUUGGCUGCGGCGGGGGCGUGCAGCCCCCACUAAGCCCAUGAGCUCAGGGCGGCUGCCACCCCCCAGUGUCUCUGGAUGGCUGUUUUGCAGAGGCUGGAGGACACCGUCUUGAGCCCCAUGGCCAGCAGGGAGGAUCGGGCGCUGACCGUUCGCGGGGGAGGCUGCCGGGCUUCGCCUACUCCUGUGCCCGCCCGAAUCCGCGAGAUCGUGGCCGGCAGCCUGGGGGACGAGCCACACCAAGCAGGGGUGCGGGAGCCGCUGGGCACCUCGGCCCGCCUGCAGGAGGAGAACGAGCUCCUGCAGCAGGAGCUGUGCCGGCUGGAGAGCCUGCUGGCCCAGGCGGGCGCUGAGCACGACGAGCUGGCCAGCAGGUGCCACACGGCCAGCGAGCGGCUGCAGGCCCGUCUGGAGACCACCGAGGCCCGGUUGCGGAGGUCGGAGCUGGAGCACAGCGUGGACCUGGAGGAGGCCCUGGGCCGUUUGGAGGCGGCCGAGCAGAGGAGCUCUGGACUGGCGCAGGUGAACAGCCUGCUGCGGCAACAGCUGGAGCACCUGAGGAGGGCCAACGACGGGCUGGCCGAGGAGCUGGCCAGGACGGCCGACGGCGUGCUCCACCUCCGGAGCCAGCUGGAGCUGAGGGAGGCGCAGCGCGGGACCGGGACACAGAGCCAGCGUCCCCGUGACGGGGGGGCCCAGGACCUCCUCCUUCUGUGGAGACGGGCGACCGCGCUCCGGGCACAGCUGGCCGAACUGCGCGCAGCCACGGACAGGGGGCUCGCGGACAUGCGAGCGGAGGCGGCCAGGACGGCCCGGCGCCUGCGCACAGCCUGCCUCAGCCUCGACUGCCACCUGCGGCUGUCGGCCCGCGGCGAGCCCGGCGCCCCGGAGCAGCAGGCCCUGCAGGCUUCGCGGCUGGAGCGGCAGCUCCGGGACAAGGUGCGGGAGAUGCUCCAGCUGCAGGGCCGCUGGGACGCCGAGAAGGUGGCGCUUCGGGCCAGGCUCUCGGAGCAGACGCUGCUGGUGGAGAAGCUCACGGAGCAGAGCUCCAAGCACGAGAGCACCAUCGCUUCCCUCAGGGCGGACCUCCAGGCCCGGGAGUCCCCGCGCGGUGGAGACCAGAGGGCGGCGGGCGUCCUGGAGGAGGAAGCUGCGUCCCUGCGGCGCGUGUUGAGGAGAAUCGCAGAGGUGGCCCAGGCAGACGCGGAGGGCCCACUGCUGGCGACGAGCGGCAGCGCCGAGGCCGAGGAGGCCGGGGGCCAGCUGAGGAGGCCCGCGUGCUCUGCGUCCCCACCCCCGGCGCGCUCCCCAGACACCCCGGACACCCCGGAGGUGGCCCUGCAGGCCGUGCAGGCGGCCAUCGAGCGGCGGCGGCGGCGGGAGCAGGUGGGCGGCCGGCCCAGGACGGGAGGCAAAGCUGGCGGGUCCCGGGGCUGCGGGAGGAGUGGGGUCCCGUCCAAGGCCCGCCCAGGCCGGAGGGGCUCACGCCACUGCCCCCCUCGCCGCUCCCCCCGCCAGGAGCUGUGCCUGCAGCUGGAGUCGGCGGAGGCGCGGGCCGCCCGGCUCCGGGAGCAGCAGUCCGGGGACCGGCAGGAGCUGCAGGCGGCGCGGAGGCUCCUGCACGAGCUGCAGGCGCAGGCCCGGGAGGCACAGCAGCGCCCCGCGUGUGGCGAGCUCCUGCGGAGGACGCAGCCCCCCAAAGCCCUGGCUGAGCAUGUGCCCUGCCCCCGGCCCCCGACUCCCGGGACUCCUCCCAGGGCUCCCACCAUCCUUCAGGAACGGCCCCGAAGUCCCCCAAACACCCUUCUGGCCACAUCCACGGGGCGGCCUGAGAGCACUCCCGGGGCUACGGAUCCCGUGGCAAGCGGCCAGGAGGCUUUCUGGAUGCUUCCUGCACAUGCUGCUGCCCCAGGGCCGGUGGCGAGAGAAAAGGGCCCUGGAGCCGGCGGUGGAGGAGAUGAGGAGGAAGGAGGCCCCGUCCAGGCGGAGAAUGCGGAGCUGCAGGGGGGCGGCCUGCUGUGGGCGCAGCAGAGGGGAGGGCUGCAGGCCAGUCGGGGGCGCCUGGAGCAGCUGGAGGAGAAGAUCUCGGGGCUCAGGAGGGAGCUGGUGUCCGCCCAGGAGGCGCUGCACUUGGCCCAGCUGCAGAGGGACGUUGUGGAGAGCGAGAGGGAGGGUCUGCGCAGGGCCCUGGCCCGGGCCGAGUCCAGCAACACUGACCUGGAACUGCUUGUGACCCGGCUGAAGUCAGAGGGAGUGGAGCAGAGGGACUCCCUGGCCAGGAUGGCUGCGCUGACGGAGGGGCUGGCUGAGGACAGAAGCCACCUGAGCCACCUGGUCCUGCAGCUGGAGCAGGAGCGGGACCAGCUGCGGGAGCAGCAGAAGGCGCUGGAGCAGGAGCAGGCGGGCGCGCGGGAGCGGCUGGCGCGGGCAGAGCAGCAGCUGGAGCAGGUGCAGGGGCAGGCGGCCCGCCUCCAGCAGCAGAGGGCCCAGCUGGAGCAGCAGGUGGGCCAGGUCACAGGCAAGAAACAGGCACUGGAGGAGCAGCUGGCCCAGAGCCUGCGGGACCAGGAGGCCCAGAUGGACACUCUGCAGAGGGCCCUGCAGGAGAAGGAGGCUUUGUCUGAGGAGCGGACCCAGCUGCUGGCCAAACAGGCGGCCCUGGAGAGGCAGGUCCAGCUCACAGCUGCGGAGGCAGCUGACCUCAGGGCCGAGAGGGACUCUCUGGAGAGCACCCUGCUUGACACCCAGCGGCUGUCGGGGCAGCUCCAGGCGGAGCGCGAGCAGCUGGAGGGCGAGACCCAGAGCCUGCGGCUGGCUCGGCAGACGCUGCAAGUGGAAAUGCAGCAGCUGAAAAGUGCCUGGGAGGUCCAGGAGACGAAGCUCCAGUGGGACGUGGGGCGGCUUCAGCGGCUAGUGGCCCAGCAGGAGCGGGAGGCGCAGCUGGCGCUGGAGAGCCAGGCACUGGCCCACCACGAGGACCUGGCGCGGCUCCAGAGGGACAAGGAGACGCUGAGUCUGUCUCUGACAGAGGAGAAGGAAGUGGCAGCUCGCCGGUUGGAAGAGGAGAAGAAGCUGGUAGCAAAGAAUGCAGCCAAGAGGGAGGCUCUGAAGGAGGAAAUUCAGACCCUGAAGCAUGAGAGGGAUGAGAGUCUCCUCCAGCUGGAACACGAGAUGCAGCAGGCCCUGUCGCUGAAAGAAGCAGAGAGGAGGCUGCUGGAGGAGGAGCUCUCCCGGGCCUUGCAGGAGCUGGAACAGGUGCGGCAGGAGGCCCAGAGCCGGCACGAGCGAGCCGAGGCCGCCAUGGGCGCCACGGACGCGGAGCUGAAAGCCCUGCAGGCCCAGUUUGAGGACGCGGUCGCCGCGCACCAGAGGGAGGCCGCGGCUCUGAGCGACAGUCUCCGGGAGGUGGCUGCAGAGCGAAGCGACACCAGGAGAGAAGCCGAGCGGCUGCAGGCCCAGCUGGACGAGGCCCGGGAGGCGCUGGCCGUGCUGCGCCGGGAGCUGCAGGGCCGCGAGGAGAGCGGCGAGGGGCUCCGCAGGGAGGCCCUGGAGGCCCGGCGGGCGCUGGGGGACGAGGCCCGUGAGAAGGACGUGCUGCGGCGCUCCAACGCUGAGCUGCGGGCCGCCAUCCGCAGGGCUGAGCAGGACCGGGCCAGCUUCCAGAGGGCCAAGGAAGAAGGGGAGCAGAAGCUGCUGGUGCUGGAGGAGGCCCGGGCCGCGGCGCAGAAGGAGGCCUGGGAGCUGCGGGCCAGUCUGAGGGAGGUGGAGCGGGCCGAGGCCGACGCCCGCCGGGGGCUCCAGGAGCUGGGCAGGCAGGUCAACAUGCUGGAGGCUGAGAACCGGAGGAAGAGCCAAGAGGUGAGCCAGCUGCAGGCCCGGGGCGCCCAGGAUGCCGAGCGGCAGCAGCAGAGCCAGCGGGAGGCGACCCACGAGGGCGCCCCGGGGGGGGAGGUCCUGAGGCUGCGGCAGGAGCUGGCGGAGGUGGAGGCCGGCGCCGAGGCCCAGAAGCAGCAGCUGGAGGAGCGUCUGCGCCAGAGCCGCGGGGCCGAGCGGAGCCUGCGGGCUGAGCUGCGCUCGGUGUCCGGGAGGCUGCGGCAGGCCAGCGGCGCGGCGGAGGGUCUGCAGGCUCGCCUGGACGAGGCCUGCGGCCGGCUGGCAGGCCUGGAGCAGGAGCUGGCCCGGGCGGAGGCUGCCCGGCGCGACUCGGAGGGCCAGCUGCGCCGGCUCUGGUCCACGCUCCGCUGCGGCCUGGGGCUCCAGGGACACGGCCCCCCAGGCUCCCCCAAGCCGCCCGGCCUCCCGGGGAAAGGCUCAGACAGCAGCCCGGGCCGCUCCCCGCGGCACAGGGCCAGCUCCCCCAGCCGGGCCGGCUCACCUCCCCGAGGGCCCUCGCCUGCACCCGGGGACCACAGCUCGGCGGUGGACGUGGCCUCUGUGCGAGACGCCCUGAGGGACUUUGUGCAGAGGCUGCGGGAUGCCCAGAGGGAGCGGGAUGACUGGCACCUCCAGGUGCUGAGCCUGAGCCGCCAGCUGAGAGAGGCUGAGAGCGCGCGUGCCCAGGCCCAGAGCCACGCGGGGCAGCUGCAGACGGCGCUGGCAGAAGCGGAGGAAGCCUGGCGCCAGGCGGAGGGUGAGACGCGCACUGCCCAGGCGGCCCGCGCCCUGCAGGAGGAGGUGCUGCACAGGCUGGACGCGGAGCACCUGGCGAGCAGGCGGGCGGCAGGCCGGGAGAGGCGGAGGUUCCAGGAGCAACUGGACGCGCUGCACAGGGCGCUGGGUGAGAGCCGGAGGCACAGCCAGGGCCGGGCCCGGCGCGGGAAGGGGCCGCAGGAGCAGGUGGCCCUGCUGGAGGGCGCGCCGGAGCCUUCGCGGCAGGUGGCCGGUCUGAAGAAGCAGCUGGACCAGGAGGUGCCUCGGCGGCCGCAGGCUCAGCCCAGCCAGGCCUCCCGGGCCAAAAAGUGAGCCCCGCUGCAGCCACCCCGCGCCCCGCCCCGGGCGGCCUGCCCACCCAGCGUCCCCAGCCAGGGCGUCCGGCUCCCCCCCAGGGGCCCCGUGUCCACGGUGCCCUGCGGUUCCACGGGGGCUGCUGGGGGCCCGGACACCUCGCCCUGGCCCGGCUGCUGGGGACACUGGCGUGCGGCGCCCCAGAGCCGGUGGCCAGGCCCCAGCAGGCCGGCUUCCGUGGCCACGGGCUGCAUUCCAUGCCCUCAGCUCUAUAAACAUGGGGAAGCACGUGGAAAGUAUUUCCACCAACUGGAGCCAAAAACACAAUGUCCUGCGAGGCGCAGCCGCCGCUCCCCUGCGCCCAGAGGCCGCGGACCCUCGUAUCCAGGAACUGCAGGCCCGUCCCGGCGGCAGGUGGCUGGAAAUGACUCAGAAGCGAGUCUCCGUGACUCACUGGCCACGGGAAGCGCCGCCUGCGAACCCGAGCUGCUACCGAACUCCCACGUUUCCAGCCUCGAACUCUGGGAAAGUCCUGGUGGCCGUGGAGCCCGGGCAGCCCUCUUGGCCCCUGUGCGGGCAUCACCUGCCGUGGUGUCCCUCCUUCCCCAUCAGCACGGGGCGCGGUGACUUGUUUCCGCCCCAAAUGGCCUCUCUUGUUUUGCAAGUGGCACGUUUAGGGUCCGUGGGGCGCCGGGCGGCCCGUGGCUUCCCGUGUGCGUGGGGCUGGCUGCCCUGGGAGCCCCCGGAGCCCCCGGAGCCCAGCUGGGAGCAGGCCCGACCGUGCCAUCGCCGUCCCCUGCCCCCGGACGCACCCAGGCCGUCGGAGCUGCUUUCUGCUCCAAUGCAGCGACCGAGGGGCCGCGGGCUGCGAGUGGAGGGUCGCGGCGCCCCAAGGAGGCGGCCACAGGCUUCCUUGUGCCUCUCAGCUCUGCCCACCACUGGCGGCUGGGUUGAGGAUUCUGAGUCCAGCUCGGGCUCCAAGGGGAGGAGCAGGUGACCCACUAACAGUGGCUGCUGCGGCCAAGGGGGUGUCGGUGGCGUCUGCCUCAGGGCGUGCACCUGUCAGUGGGGACAGCAGGGCACCCGGGAGCACUCACCCCCCCCCCCCAGCAGAAGGCCCUGGGGCGGCGGCGGCGCGGGAAGGGACGGGAGCCGGAGGCGGGGGUCCGUGUGGGCGCCCUCCCCUCCGCGUGCCCACGGCACCCGCUGCUGCCUCACCUGUCACAUCUCUGGGCCCGGAGCUCCCAGCCCGAGGAGCCACCUGAUAAGUGCUCGUGGCUGAAAGGGGUCCGGCUCGUCGGUGUUAGAAUGAAAGGCCCCAGAGCCUGAGCCACACACUCCCGGGCGGUGGGGGUGUCCCCGCCCCACGUGCAUGCCUCAGACCUCCGGGUCUGUGCGUUUUAAUAAAUAGUUCAACCCACGUCGGA